Ipomoea nil (Japanese morning glory) is the source of this 1372-nucleotide messenger RNA. RefSeq names its product phosphoglycolate phosphatase 2. Gene Ontology annotation, molecular function: phosphatase activity. NCBI's taxonomy places the organism in Eukaryota, Viridiplantae, Streptophyta, Magnoliopsida, Solanales, Convolvulaceae. The transcript has 11 exons. The record is from RefSeq and is a predicted model, not a curated record. Bases 112 to 1050 code for a protein of 312 amino acids.
CGAACUGAGCAUAUGCCACAAAGAAGUGGCAAAAUGCGAAUUCGCUCUUCCUUUUUUUGUCAAAAAGCCCACUGAAAUUCUCCUUCUUCGAUCGCCGGCGAAGAGACCACCAUGAACGGCCAGCUUUUGAAUUCGCCCAUGAAACAGUCUUCCUUUCGCUCCGAGUGUCUCUCCUCCCUUAAUGUCAAAGAGCUUGUCGAUUCCGUCGAUGCGUUUCUCUUUGAUUGCGACGGCGUGAUUUGGAAAGGCGAUAAAUUGAUAGAUGGAAUCCCUGAGGCACUCGAUAUGCUUCGUCGCAUGGGGAAGAAGCUUGUUUUUGUGACGAAUAAUUCGACAAAAUCAAGAAAACAGUAUGCCAAGAAGUUUCACUCCCUUGGAAUUCCUGUUUCCGAGGAUGAGAUAUUCUCGUCAUCGUUUGCUGCUGCAAUGUAUUUGAAGGUUCGCAACUUUCCCACUGACAAGAAGGUUUAUGUUAUAGGCGAGGAAGGCAUAUUGGAGGAGCUUGAGCUUGCUGGCUUUACAGGGAUUGGCGGUCCGGAAGACGGAAAGAAGACUUUGGAACUGAAAUCAGGAUUCGUUUUUGAGCAUGACAAGAAUGUUGGAGCUGUCAUUGUUGGACUUGAUCAAUACAUCAAUUACUACAAGCUGCAGUAUGGAACGCUUUGUGUACGUGAGAACCCCGGAUGCCUAUUUAUUGCUACCAAUCGUGAUGCAGUGGGGCACUUAACCGAUCAACAAGAGUGGCCGGGUGCUGGAUGUAUGGUUGCUGCAAUGUGUGGAUCAACUCAAAAAGAGCCUGUUGUAGUUGGGAAACCAUCAACCUUCAUGAUGGAUUUUUUACUACAGAAAUUCAAUAUUGCUACCUCGAGGAUGUGUAUGGUGGGUGACAGAUUGGACACAGAUAUCUUAUUUGGAAAGAAUUCUGGCUGCCAGACUCUCCUUGUUCUUUCAGGUGUAACAAAUCUGUCGACACUGAUAGACUCUGCAAAUGACAUUAAACCAGAUUAUUACACCGGCAAGUUGUCCGAUAUUCUAAAAUUGCUGAAAUGAUUAAUUAUAUAGUCAUCAUAGUAUAGCAUUUUCACAUUAUGCAAAAUUCUCACUGCAUCACACAUAAGUUCUUUGUGGUCCAAAAGAGAUUCACUUUUGAGCUUCUUGGACCAGGAAUCCUGGUUCUUCUAUUUUCUGAUUUUUGAAUUUCUGCAAUAAUCACAAGCAAAAAUAUAUAUAUAUACACUGUACUUUUUUUUUUGAAGUUCAUGGAGGGGGGACACCCCAAACUAUACACUGUACCUUUUUAAUACCUUACUUGGCUACUAUUGUGUGGUGUUGAUGAAUGCACACUAAUGUAUCUCUUUAAGCAUUGUUUUUU